Molecule: messenger RNA, 1104 nt
Organism: Paramecium octaurelia
Lineage: Eukaryota; Ciliophora; Oligohymenophorea; Peniculida; Parameciidae
Source: the annotation of a GenBank genome assembly
AUGAGAUAAUAAUCUAGUUCUUUCAUUUAAUUGCUUUGCAAAUGUCUCAAAUUUAGAAAAACUAAAACAUAAAGUUACGAAUAGAUUAAGAAUCCGAUUGAAAUUCCACAAUAAAGUGAAAGAUCUAAAGUACUUUUGUGAUUAGAUUAGGGGAGAAAAACUUUAGUUAUUGAUUUGGAUGAAACUCUGGUUCACAGUUCGUUUGAACCAAUGAAAAUAAAUGAUUUGAUUGUUGAAGUAUGUAUUAAAUUAAGGAGGUUACAAUGAAAGAUUAGAAAUAUAAAAUUUAUGUUAACAUAAGACCAGGGGCUCAAGAAUUUAUAAAAGAAACCUCGAAAUUCUUUGAACUGAUAAUAUUUACUGCUAGCAUCAGUGAAUAUGCAAAUUCUGUCAUUGAUUUUAUAGAUCCUCAUGGUUUAGUUGAUUUAAGAUUGUUUAGAGAAAACUGCACAGUAUACAAUGGUGUCCUUGUAAAGGAUCUUUCUUUAUUAAAAAGAAAUUUAGAUUCAGUCAUCCUAAUUGAUGUAUAUUAAAUGUUAAAGUAACUAUAGAACUCAGUCAAUUCUUUCAUGUUUCAACCUAUGAACGCUAUCCAUAUUUUAAACUAUUUUGAAGAUAAAACAGAUUAGGAAUUAACUCUUUUGAUCCCUUUUUUGAAACUUAUAUCUCAAGUAUCAGAAUUAUCCUAAUACGUAGUUUUAAGAUGUAAGACCAGUGCAUGAAUGGUUAUUUAAGUAUGCUCACUUUGAUAAAUUUGAAUAUGUCGACAUUAUGGGAUCCAAGUAAUAAUUCUAUGACUUGCCCACAAGUUCGGAUACUUAAAGGGAUAAAUUACUAAGUCCAGCUGAUACUCCAAAAUUAGAAGAACAUAAAAUACUUAUCAAGAGUGGUAAUUAAAUAUUGAGGGAUGAAAAAAAUAAGCAAGAUGAGAUAAAUGAUGAGUUAGAAGAUAAAAAAAAUGAUUCAAUAUCAGUCGAUAAAUUUACAGAAACACCUAAUAGAAGUGAAAACAAUAACGAAAAAAUAUCGGUACUUAGAGAGAAUUUAAAUAUUAAUUCCCCUAAUGCAGUGGGUAAAUAAAUAUUGUUCCCGCAAAACUAAUGA